Symbiodinium sp. CCMP2456 is the source of this 6953-nucleotide messenger RNA. NCBI's taxonomy places the organism in Eukaryota, Dinophyceae, Suessiales, Symbiodiniaceae. The record is from the annotation of a GenBank genome assembly.
GCGGAUGGAUCCCGUCACUGGAGACUUUAGUUGGUGCGGUACUACUGGAACAGCCACGUGAUCCUGUCUUUGUUAUGCCAUCUGAACACAGCACAACUACGACAUCAAGAUUGCGGCCCUGCACUGAACUGGCUUGCGUUCAUUCCUGUCCACGCGAUGCUCAUCUUCGCUUUGCAGCUGACGGUCAUCUUUAUUAUUAUGAGGGCGAAGUUCUUUCUUGCAGUGUGACUGGACUGAUUCAUGAGUAUUCAGAAGAGUUCGACCCGCAGGUUGCCCUAUUGAAGAUGAAGACCGGACGAUCUUGGCCACGGCCUGAGUAUGUGGACCCGGCGAGCAACCUGAGGACGAUCUCCAACCUACUUAUGGGCACAGAUUUCAAAUAUCAGGCAGACCUGGUCUACCUUCUCCGGCAGAACGAACCAGACAUUCCCGAAAUAUGUCGUCUCUUCGCACUCAGUAAAUCGGACCUCUCUGGCUGGGAUGACAUCGUGCGGGAGCUGGUCAUGUCUGAUGACGAGAUAUUGCUGGCAUGGGACAACAAAAGGAGCACUGCAGCGAAUUCAGGCACAUGGAUGCAUGCAAUGUUCGAGCAUCUGCUAAACGGAUACAAAAUACAGCCUGGACCCAUGCGCGGAGAGCUCGCUGCCGUCAUCACUUUCUUGUCGGAGCUCGGUAACAUGGUGGUAUUCCGCACCGAGUGGUGCAUUUGUGCGCCAGAAGAAGAUUUGGCGGGCUCGAUCGACUUGGUCCUGAAGGACAGGGACGCUGACAUUUUCCACCUUGUGGACUGGAAGCGCAGUGAAAAACUGCAGGACAAGUACGUUAGCUACGGCAAGAAAAUGAAUUCUCCACUGCAUGAAGUGGACGACUGCCAGGGACAACAUUACAGGCUGCAGCUGAACAUCUACAAGUGGAUACUGGAGAGGUACUACAACAUUUCGGUGGCGACCAUGAAGGUUGUCUGCGUGCAUCCGCGUUACUUGCCUGACGGCUUUGUCGAUGAUGUGCCCGAUAUGCAGUCCAUCGUUGGUGCACUCAUGCAAUGUUGUCGAGACAAAAAACCUGCCAUCUCCAUUCACAAUACACAGGGCACGGCAGACAUGAAGAACAUGAAUUCGGAGAGGCCUCGCCAGGAGAUUAAUGAAAGAGAAUGUGAGGAAGCAGAGUCCGACGGAAUCCCGCCCAGGCAGAACAGUCAGGACGACAUCCCGGACACCAUUCCAUUCCGUGUUGAGCUCCCUGCACCGGUCCCGACGCAGGACGACAUGGAGACAGCGUUGGAACAGCUGAUGAUGGAGGACGACGACACAGCAGGACCCCUGAUGACAAAACGGCGACGACUCAUGCCCGGUGCUGCCACACAUGCUGCAGACUGUAAUACAAUGUUCAGACGGUCGUUGGAUAUCAUCAAGGAUACCCUGGAUGGGUAUGGUCCGGACGUCUGCUUGCAGCCAAACACAAUUCUUCAGAACACAAGAAAGACGUUGGGACACCUACAUCAGAAGUACCCUUGGCUGUCGGAGCAGCUGAAGCGCCUAAUCAUGGUGGCAGCCCAUAUGUCGGAGGGCAAGAUUGGAGACAAGCCCAUGCUGCCUGAUGCAGCAGCCAUCGUAUGGAUGGUGGAGGGUGAUCGUCAUAUGAGAGUUCACAAGGGUUUCCUCUACAUAUACGACGAUGAUGGGUGUUUCCUGCCGUUUGGUGGCAUUCCUCCAGAGGCAGUUCUUCAUCGCGUUCAUGAUUUCUUCUGUUGUCUUGAAGGACUUUUCCGACGAAUGAAGCCGCAGACACGUCGCGGAGCAGAUCGUGUGGCUGAAGCAAUCGUGGCGGACUUGCAAAAUUUCGAGACGGAGCUGGAAUUUCUUGAUGCGUGCAGAGCUGCAACAUGCAAACGAUCGGACGUUCCAGCUUAUUCACAACGGUUGGAUGCUCCUGCACCAGAGGAGGAGGGGGAAGCCCCGGAUCCUCAACAUGCUGGAUGUGACGCUGGUGCAGUUUGGACUAUGGACCUGGCGGAGAGGUCUUGGAAAGUUUCCUGUACCAUGAAGCAGGAACUCAUGCAGACGAGGAUGGUGGCCUUGCUCGUUGAAUGGUGCGAAUCAGAAGACAGACGGUCGUCCACCAUAUGUUACGAGGACAUCUGCUUUGCAUACGACAGACCUGGCUCCCCUCAUUCUGUGGAAGUUAUACGGAAGGGACCUCAGAAUGAUUGCUACGUCCGGAUACCUCAUCCGCUAUUGGAUCCUGUUCUUGACGCCAACAUGGAGCGACUCCACAAAUUCUACGAGAGAACGUUCUGGUGCAAUCUGGACGUAUUCAAAUGCUUUCAGGCGGCUGCAGCCAUUGCAAAAAGAGGGCUUAACGUGGAUCGAUGUUUCAUCGGAAUCUCUCCCGGAGGGGUCGGCCAAAGUCUCUACUCGCUGCACAUCUCCGAGAUGUAUAAACACAAUCAUGCCUUCUUCGACCCCAAUAUUUGGCACCUGGAUGAGGAGUUGCGCAAGCAGGUAGAGUCGUUUGCCCGCUGUUUCAUUCUGACUGGGCAAGAAGCACCGGAGACGAGCAAAAAACUGCACAUCGAUCUAUACAAGAAGACCAUAUCCGGAGACGGGAUCAUGGGAAGGAAACCGUACGGUUACACCACGCGGAUGUUCCAGACGAUAGGCUGGACCCGACUCGAGGUGAAUCGCGUCAUGGCCUUCAUGGGGGUGAGCAAUAACAACUUCAACUCGAUGUUUCGCAGAUCCUUUGUGUGGAAGGCCAAGGCCCGCUUCGUGCACGGGAAAUUCCUGAAAAAUUAUCCCGACCACGAACAAGAUGGAAUCUUCGAAGCAGACCCUAGCCUCAACAAGUUCCUCGUGACCUCACAGGCCUCCGUUGCCGGGCUGAAGUUGCAGUGGGCCUUCGAGGUGGAUCACAGUAAAGAAGAUUGUUAUCAACUCAUCGAGAAUUACUGCAACGGAGGAGACAACUAUCUUACUGAAGAUGUGAUGCGAGAUGCCUGUGGAUUGCCGGUCCGGCUUCGACAAGUACAUGAACAGGAGGGUCUGGGCAAUUUGUUGGCAGCUGACCAAGAGAGUGCAGAUGAACAACAAGAAAGGGACAUUGAAUGGAAUAAUCUACGGGACUUCCUCAUGGCUCACAUGCUGGAUAGUGACCUCGACGUCAUCACCUACUACGAAUUCAAGAAGCUUUCCUUCAAGCCCAAGGAACAUCCUAAUUUGGCAAAGGGCGCCAUGUGGGACCAGCUGCUGGAGCAGGGUGUGGUCCGCACUGCCGUCAUCCGAGGCAAGACUAGCAAGGAGAGGCCCGGUGCCUUCAUCCCCAAGUUCACAUUUAGUCGGAAACAUGGAGACAUCUGUCCACAGCCUCCCUUGGACAGUGUUCGGAUGUCUUUCGAGGAGGAGCACGACGUGGGCCUGGCCACAAGGUACGCGUACAGUUGCCGCGGCAGGUCUUUGAAUAUGGAGACAAUGAAGAAACUAUACACAUCAUUGAUGCCAGCAGCCAGGAGGGGGAGACAGACCGCUGAGCAUGAGGAGAUCCGGGCGAAGUACCAGUCCAUCAUUCGCAAGCUCGAUGAUCACGAGCAGGCUCUCCAAAAACUGGUGGUGACGAAGCAAAGGAGAUUGAGAGAAAAGAAAUCAGUGGAGGAACCAGGUCGUGGUCCAACCAGUCAAGGCGCACCGGAUGCAGGCAUGGCAACAUCCUGCAAGCAGACUCGAACUGUCACUUAUGGUUACUCCGACAAACAGGAAUACUCGGUGCGGGCGAGGCGCUAUACAACAAACGGCGGUGUACAAGCCAUGUCUCGCCGACUGCAAUACCAUGUAGUGGAUGGCCACACCGUCGACCUCGACAUCCAGAACUGCUGUCUCACGUUGAUGCAGCAGAUCAUGACCAAGGUCAAACCAUAUCCACCGAUGUCUGAUGAUCUGGUUGGACUUUUGAAUCGCCUGGUGACAGACAGAGCUAGUGUCUUACAGCAAAUGGGGCUUCACAUCGUCGAAGGCAAAGAAAUCAUCAACACUGUGCUCAAUGGCGGUAAUCCACCCGCGAAUUUGAGGAGUCACGACGUCGUUCGAGGCUUGCAGCGGAUGUCGCAGUAUUUCAGGUGGAUGGCUUGUAACCUACUUCAUGACGACUACAUGUCACUGGCGGACAACAAACAGAAAACCUUUCCGUCUUCUACAAUUAUGUCCCUCAUGUGGACAUCGGUUGAAGAUGUGAUAAUCCGAAGCUGGACCGAACAUGUGUUGCAAAACCCCAACAAACCCGGACAUCUUUCGCUACAUUUUGAUGGUAUUCGUGUUUCAGCGGAUCACGUGGGAGCAUCGCAAGAAGAUUAUAUCAAGGCGUGCCAAGACGCCAUCUACAAGCACACCGGCUUCCAGGUUAAGAUCGUCGCCAAAAAACACUCAUCCUUCAUUGAGUUGGUGAAGAGUAAGGGCACCCAUGCCAAUGCACUGACCAACGUGCCCGCAGUCCUACUCAAGGCCGGGAAUUGCAUACCUUGUGCAUUGUGGCACAUCGUGCCCCUCUCCAGACCGAAUGUGACCAGUGCCAUAUCUGAUGAAGCUCUGCCGCGGAAUGUCGAGGCAGCGAAGCUCCGCUACAGGGACUACCGUUCGCUGUCGUCCCUAUGCUCCGUGGAUCUUGCCUGUUGCGUCGGUCUCCCAGCAUCACACAUCAAGUCUUUUAUUCUGCAUUACGAAGGCGACGGUGUUCCCCACUGUGUGGCCGUUCGAGUAGACGGUCCUGGAGUUAGUGCAACCGUCAUUGAUGGUGCCACAGUGUAUAGACUCGAUAUGAAAACCCUUCAAGAGAUGCACUGUGCUGCGGUGGACCAUGCUACUGUGGUAUCGUACUGGAAGCGGGAUCCCAAAGACAAGCUCGAUGAGAAGGCGGCCUUGCUCCUGGACAUGGUCGCUGGUACUCCUGAUAACUCCGAUGAUUCACAUGAAGACGUGGGGGGUCACGGAGCAUCAACCCUGGGCUACAACAGAAUCACUGGGGACGAAAACGACGCUCCUGUUAUCUCUGAUAACAUCCUUUCUUCUCUGUGUCGUGAAAGGGAUUCUGUUAUAGAGAAUCUGGCGAACAUGGCACCUAUGGUUGAUGGGAGAAGAAGAUGUCCUUUCUGUCCAUUUCGGUCUUUUGCACAACUCCGACUUCUCCGAACUCAUGUGCACAAGCACCACACCGCAAAGAAUCAGUUCGUGUACUCCGGGACCAAGCAGGUGAAAGUCAUUUUGGCACUCUAUGACCAUGCUGCAUCGUCCCAGACGUCUGUAUCGGAUUUCUUGCAGGCGAGUGCAUCUCUGAUGCGGAGAACCAUAGAGCCUGCCCUCGGAGAGCGCAUCAGUUACAUAGACAAACAGAUAAGGCUGGUUCUCGAUGCAGCGGGACCUCGAUAUGUCAAUCUGUCAGCAAUUGGCUCCACACUGCAGGUCAGACGAGCACUCAAUCUCUACUACACACACUCCUUCGCCGACCUGCUGCUCCGCGAAAUGAUCAUGGGACAUGCCCAGGUGAGAUCUCUGGCCGUUAGAUGCCACAUGGCGGCCAUGGAAGCAGGGAGCAGACUUUCCACUCUGCUCCCCACAUGGUCUACACGCUGGAUGCCCAUGCUGGAGGAUAUCACCAGCUCCAAUGCUUUCCAAAACAAAAUGGAGAAAAUGACGGAAGCCCUCAUGUGCGGUGAUGAGUGGCAUUAUAUUAGUAUGGAUGCCACUCUCAAACUCUGCAUGAAGGUCAUGGGGCAGGCUCCCUAUCGAGCACCCAAGCAAGUGCGAGACGAGGCUCCAUUCGACGACACCACCGCAUGGAGACGAUUACUGACUAUUCGCGGCAGGACCGGGGCUGUCCUUAUGAUGCACCCUCUCCAGAGCGAAUCCUCCGAACAGAUAGUGGAGGCCAUGCAACAGAACUUCUCCGUGGAGCAGUUGAACUCGGUGCAUCAUGUUGGCACUGACAGCCCGUCAGAAAAACUACUUGCCCAACUGCAGUUGAUCUGUCCGAACCUGAAGUCUCUCAUGCUGGACCCGAUUCACUUGGCGAUCGUGUACGAGUACGGAUUUUGGAAUAAGAAGAGUGCCGGUUCUAAACAACUUCGCCGCAUUCUCCUGAAAUUCGUUGCCGUGGACACGACUACAGACCAGCAGUACUGGCAGUCGCCGUAUGACGGCAGCAUGGCGCGACCACUUGGUGACGAAGAAACCCGAGUGAGGAACAUGAUCCUCGACUGCUCGAUGUCCGACAGCCACACGGCUCGCCUGCUGGACAGUCUCAACCCGGAUGUGCCCUUCAUGCGUCGCCUUGAUUUCAUCAAAGCAGUGGCUGCAUUAUGCCGUCGGUACAAACAUGAGGUCACACGCAAAGCGGCGGGCCCCAACAAAGAGAUCAACAAGAUACUUUGGUCAGCAUGUGCGCCGGAUAGGGUGGAAUGGCUGAUGAAUAACAUCAGGGUCCGCCACUCCAUCAGGACGUCUUAUCUCUGGUUUAUACCGAGCGGCACAUCCAGCAAUGAAGCCCUGCAUGCUGAAAUCAAUUCCUGGACCAGGACCACUAACGUAAUGCACAGAUCCACGUUAGCACUGAAGUUGCAGUAUUUUAUGUACAUCAAGACACUGCAACAUCAUUUGUCUACUCGAUUUCCGAUGUCUCAUGUCGUGAGCGCAAGCAUGCUCCUUGGACGGGCCCUCCAUGAAUCCAUAUGGACUCAUGAAGAAUGGAAUGCAUGGUGUGCCCAGCAGCAGACCGCCGGCCCUCAGUGCAAGGCUGAACUGCCCCUGGCAAAGUCCAGACUGCAGGAAGUUCGACUAGUCAGGCGGUGGGUCAACAAGAAGCCGGCCAUCCGUCCGAAUAGACUGGGUGGUCGGAGGAAGCGGGCGACUCCUAUAUCGGUCAAACGCAUCCACACUUUGAGAAGUGCGGGCGUAAAGCGCCCCGCCUCGUAA